GCAUUAGUAUUUGAUAGAGAAUCAUGCCUGGAGAACCACCAGUUACGACAGACUAAUUAGAGAUACAGAUUUCAGAUGAAAGGAAUGUUGUUAAUCUUUUUAUAAAAUCACUUUCAUAUUGACUUUUUAUUCACCAGUUGUCACCUCAAAUGAGAGUGCGGGUAACAAUGACAAGGGUGACAGAUCAGAAAUGGAAGUUGAUGAUCGACAGCAGGAACAAGCUGGUGGAAAAGCAAAUUCUGUAAAAAUACCAGCAAACAAAGCUACCAAACUGCAAGGUCACGAAUCAGAAGUAUUCAUUUGUGCUUGGAAUCGUACCACCCAUUCGUUGGCAUCUGGAUCUGGAGACAGUACAACACGUAUAUGGGCUAAGUCAGAUAAUUCACAAUCCCCCAAUCAACUAGUCUUGAGACAUUGUAUACAAAGGGCAAGUACUUAGCGGCAAGUCUUUAAAAGAAAGAUCAAAGCUUAGUCAGAAAAGAGUGCACAUUGGGUGGAAGAUCUGCUCGUAAAGUAAAGGCUUCAAACAUACUAAAGGCUCAGACAAGAUAGUAUCCAGUUUCAAGAAUCCUACCAUGACUUGCAGCAUGCAGAGGGAGUACACAGACCACAGAGAUGGUGUCUGGGAAGUCUCUGUAUGAGAUCCAGCCAACCAAUCAUUGCAACAGCAUCUGCUGAUCAUGCAGACCGCAACCCCAGGAAAGUCGAAAUUUGGGGUAUACUUGCUUCCUGAACUCGUUGCUGCAGUCCUUAGCAGCAUGUCCAGCAUUUAUAGAGUGGCUUCGAAGAAGACAGGAGGAUGUAAAGGGAGAAUCAUUUACAAGCAGCUUGAUGUUGGUUAUAGACAAAAUGGAUUUACAGAUGAUAUGUUUGGAAGCGUGAGGCCAGUUGAAGUAAUUACUUCUCUGGGUCCUCCCUGGAAUUUCACUCCUAGUUACUUCUACCACCAGUUACUGAUGUAUAUUUUUUUAUCGGAAUUUCAUUCGCAUUAAAUAAAUAAUAUAAUAAAAA
Nasonia vitripennis (jewel wasp) is the source of this 1011-nucleotide messenger RNA. RefSeq lists its product as uncharacterized. The transcript has 3 exons. The record is from RefSeq and is a predicted model, not a curated record. NCBI's taxonomy places the organism in Eukaryota, Metazoa, Arthropoda, Insecta, Hymenoptera, Pteromalidae. The coding region runs from base 681 to 992 and encodes 103 amino acids.